AUGCAGCAUGUAUCAGGAUUUGGCUAUCCCACCCCGCCCGCGUCGCCGGUGUACGACAACGCAAAGUGUUCGAUUCAACAACCCAUCACGACAGCACCUCACUGCCAAGCACGAUAUGUCCCGUUAUCACCAGAGGCAAGACUUGGAAGAUUCCUCGAGGGCAAGUUGCAACUGACAACCAUCCUGGGUACUGGCGCAUAUGGCGUCGUCUAUGCCGCAGUGGAUGUCAAGACCGGAGUCCGUUACGCCGUCAAGUGCCUCAGUAAAUUCAACCCAGAUGGAACCCCAUUGGAUCGUCGACAAGUUGCCUUCCAGAACCGAGAGAUUCGUCUGCACUACUUGGCCUCGGCCCACCCCAAUGUGGUGUCGAUGCUCAAGAUUGUCGAUGACCCGGACUGCAUCUACGUUAUCUUGGAAUAUUGCCCGGAAGGUGACCUGUUCUUCAACAUCACCGAGUGCGGUCAGUAUGUCGGGAAUGACGACCUCGCCAAGAGAGUCUUCCUGCAGGUCUUGGAUGCCGUGGAGCAUUGUCAUUCUCUCGGAAUCUACCAUAGGGACUUGAAGCCGGAAAACAUUCUCGUUUCGGACCAAGGAUCAACUGUCAAGCUUGCCGACUUUGGCCUCGCAACCUCAUCCGACCGGUCAGAGGACUACGGAUGCGGCUCAACGUUUUACAUGAGUCCAGAAUGCUUGGACCACUCCGCGCGGAAACCUUACUACUUGUGCGCACCCAAUGAUGUCUGGAGCCUUGGAGUCAUUCUGGUCAACCUGACCUGUGGACGCAACCCGUGGAAGCAAGCCUCAUUCGAGGACUCUACUUACAGGGCUUACACCCGAUGCCCGGAAACUUUGAAGAGCAUUCUCCCCGUGUCGGAUGAACUGAACGACAUUUUGGGGAGAAUCUUCACCCGUGUCCCGGAUCAAAGGAUUACUCUAUCCGACCUGAAGGCAAGAAUCCAGAAUUGCUCUAGGUUUACCAUGCCGGCGACGCCGACAGCUGUGCUUUCGACUACUCCCGUUUCGCACGAGCAUAUCACCGAAUACGUUAACUGCGAGGAUACGAUUGUCGACGACUACGACAACGCCCUCUCACCCGCCUCCUCUUCCUCGGACGAGGGAUCUACUUGUUCAUCUGACGACGGGUCACUCACAUCAAGUGGUUCGACUAUCGACGAUCUUGACGAGGACUUCCUCCAGGAACAACAGGAGACUAUGGAAUGCCACACCCAAACAUAUGAACCAGAGGAUACCAGCACAGCCUUCUUCCCCAUUCAGGACUAUGUUCCCCAACAGUACAGUGGACCGGUACCAUCGCAGCUCGCCGGACAGGAGCCUUUCCGCGUUCAGAUGCCUGUAUCGACACCGGCACCUGCCCAGGCUCAGUUACAGGCACCUAGUUGUCCGUCCAAGUCUUUCGUCCAGUUCUGGUGGGGAGAUGUGUUGAAGUAUGCUCAGCAGGCCCCUGCUAUUCAUCCUCACAUUCCCUUCCACCAUCAAGUUCCCGUCUUCUCGCACCCGCAAGGCUGCUACUAG
This is a messenger RNA of Colletotrichum orchidophilum, 1533 nucleotides long. RefSeq lists its product as uncharacterized. Gene Ontology annotation, cellular component: cytoplasm. Gene Ontology annotation, molecular function: protein serine/threonine kinase activity; ATP binding. Lineage: Eukaryota; Fungi; Ascomycota; Sordariomycetes; Glomerellales; Glomerellaceae. The transcript has 2 exons. Gene Ontology annotation, biological process: autophagy; peptidyl-serine phosphorylation. The record is from RefSeq and is a predicted model, not a curated record. Bases 1 to 1533 code for a protein of 510 amino acids.